UGAGUGAGCGGAGGGUUAUCUCUAUUCUCCAUGCUUUGGUAAGCACGAUCUGUGCAUUUGUCUCACGGCCCUCACCACUGUAUACUUGUUACCUAGCAACCAUUCCCUCGACACGUCGUCACGUGACCUUCUGUAAUCACUUCCGGGUCGGAACUGUACGGGAGAGGUUCACUUACUAUUGGUUAUCUCUAUUCCCCAUGCUUUGGUAAGCACGAUCUGUGCAUUUGUCUCACGGCCCUCACCACUGUAUACUUGUUACCUAGCAACCAUUCCCUCGACACGUCGUCACGUGACCUUCUGUGAUCACUUCCGGGUCGGAACUGUACGGGAGAGGUUCACUUACUAUUGGGCAGAGAUUGACCCAGACUCCUUUGCGUCUACUUCCAGUUCCGGUCAGGCAGCGUCCCCAUCAGCAGGAAGGAUUACUAGCUACUCGCAGCCAACAUCAGCCCUGAUAUUUGGAGGGCUCCUAUUCCCGCCGGCACUCCAGCAAGUCUGCAUUCUGGUCCUGCAGUCACUUUCCUGCCAAUGCUCACGGCGGAGCACCCGGACAACGAGCACUACCAGGCCACAUAUUUCCAGCAGUAGGAGUUUUUCUAAAGGACAGGACACCAACAGAAAUAUACUAAGCAAGAUUAUGAAGAAAUCUUUUAAUAAAAAGACCAAGGAUUCCAACUCUCCAAACUCAAGCAAUCUCCCAGAAUCCUGUAUGUCUACAAAGGAGAUAGGAAACAUAAACCCAAAACCUUUCUCGUGUUCUGAAUGUGGAAAAUGUUUUCGCUGGCAGUCACAAAUUGUAAUACAUCAGAGAAGUCACACAGGAGAGAAACCUUUCUCAUGUUUUGAAUGUGGAAAAUGUUUUAGCCUGUCCUCAAGUCUAAGAACACAUGAGAGAAUACACACAGGAGAGAAACCUUUCUCAUGUUCUGAAUGCGGGAAAUGUUUUAGCCUUAAGUCAUCUCUAGCUGCACACCAGAGAAAUCAUACAGGAGAGAAACCUUUCUCAUGUUCUGAAUGUGGAAAAUGUGUAAACAGCCAUGCACACCUUCUUGUACACCAGAGAUCCCACACAGGGGAGAAACCUUUCUCGUGUUUUGAAUGUGGAAAAUGUUUUAGCCUGUCCUCAAGUCUAAAAAUACAUGAGAUAAUUCACACAGGAGAGAAACCUUUCUCAUGUGCUGAAUGUGGAAGAUGUUUUAAUAGGCAUUCAACUCUAGUUACACAUUGGAGAACUCACUCAGGAGAGAAACCUUUCUCAUGUUCUGAAUGUGGGAAAUGUUUUACUCUUAAGGCAUCUCUAGUUGCACACCAGAGAACUCACACAGGAGAGAAACCUUUCUCAUGUUCUGAAUGUGGGAAAUGUUUUAGCCAGUACUCAAGUCUUAGUACACAUCAGAGUGCUCACUCAGGAGAAAAACCUUUCUCAUGUUCUGCAUGUGGGAAAUGGUUUAGCCAUAACUCCGCUCUAGUUGCACACCAGAGAAAACACACACUAGAGAAACCUUUCUCAUGUGCUGAAUGUGGGAAAUGUUUUAACAGCCAUGCACACCUUCUUGUACACCAGAGAUCUCACACAGGAGAGAAACCUUUCACAUGUUCUGCAUGUGGAAAAUGUUUUAGCCAGCACUCAGAUCUUGUUAAACAUCAGAUAACUCACACAGGAGAGAAACCUUUCUCAUGUGCUGAAUGUGGGAAAUGUUUUAACAGGCAUUCAAAUCUAGUUACACAUUGGAGAACUCACUCAGGAGAGAAACCUUUCUCAUGUUCUGAAUGUGGGAAAUGUUUUGGCCUUAGAACAUCUUUAGUUGCACACAUGAGAACUCACACAGGAGAGAAACCUUUCUCAUGUGCUGAAUGUGGGAAAUGUUUUAACAGGCAUUCAAAUCUAGUUACACACCGGAGAACUCACUCAGGAGAGAAACCUUUCUCAUGUGCUGAAUGUGGAAAAUGUUUUAACAGGCAUUCAAAUCUAGUUGCACACCAAAGAACUCACACAAGAGAGAAACCUUUGUCAUGUUCUGAAUGUGGAAAAUGCUUUAGCCAGUACUCAGCUCUAGUUGCACACCAGAGAAGUCAUACAGAUGAGAAACCUUUCUCAUGUACAGAAUGGAGAAAUAGUUUUGUUAGUAAACCAGAGUUUGUUAAUCAUCAGAUAACUCACACUGUAGAGUUUUUAUAAUGUGUUUAUGAAUUCACAUCGGAGUUAAACAACAAAUACUGUGAAUUGCUUUAUUGCUGUCAAAAGAAAUAAUACCUGUGAUAAUAGCAAUGUAUAAAUGAUGCAUUGGUAUUGCAAUUGUGUUAACUCUACAGAGCCCCUCUUUACUUUCCUCCCCUUUGAUAUUAAUGUUAAAUUUGAAAACUUCUGUGCCUUCCAUGCAUUCUUUCAUUUUGUUUAUUUUUUGUUAGUGUGAGAGUUAUUGCACAAAUUGUCUGGUUAUUUGAUGCUCCUCAUUUAUCAAUUUCACCUAACUAAUCUCUCCCAUUGAUUGGUUUCAUUUUCUCACCUAAUUUCUGCAUGCCUUUUCACCCCUAGUUUAUUGAUUUAUCUAACCCCAGACUCUAUCUUACUGUCUGUGACCCAAACAACAGCAUUCAUAAGUUUCACUCAGGACUCAGAGCUAAUAAGUGUUGCAGCCAAAGGCAUAUGGAAACAUGUCUGGCAGAUCAAGUCCAUCAAAACCCAUCUCCUCAGAUUAUGGUAUCCGAAAGUAACUGUUAUUUCACAAACCUAUUUUUCACAGUCCUCUUUUACCUUUUAAUUCUGCUACUUCCCACCAUGUUGCUUGGUUGCUAUGUGGAAAAUGUAAAGUCAGUAAAGCAAGUUUUGAAACACAUCAGAGAACUCACACAUGAGAGAAGCCUUUUUCAUGUUCUGAAUGUGGAAAAUGUGUUAUCCGUAAAGGAGAGCUUGUUAUACUUCAAAUAGGAGAGAAACCUUUCUCUUGUUCUGAAUGUGGGAAAUGUUUUAGCCUGCAUGUACACCUUGUUAGUCAUCAGAGAACUCACACAGGAGAGAAAUUGUGUGAUGUUUUUAUUGUUCCAAAUGUCAUUGUCAACUCUAGUAAAGUAGGAGGCAUCUAUGUAUUAAUUUGGGAAUAAAAUAUAUUUUACUCUGAAUGUGAGACAUUCUA
Messenger RNA from Pelobates fuscus (common spadefoot toad), 3134 nucleotides. Its product is annotated as oocyte zinc finger protein XlCOF7.1-like. Lineage: Eukaryota; Metazoa; Chordata; Amphibia; Anura; Pelobatidae. The transcript is spliced from 5 exons. The record is from RefSeq and is a predicted model, not a curated record. Gene Ontology annotation, cellular component: nucleoplasm. Gene Ontology annotation, biological process: regulation of transcription by RNA polymerase II. The coding region runs from base 638 to 2179 and encodes 513 amino acids. Gene Ontology annotation, molecular function: RNA polymerase II cis-regulatory region sequence-specific DNA binding; DNA-binding transcription repressor activity, RNA polymerase II-specific.